GUCUUUGUACAUUAAUGAUCUGAGCUCUGUUUCUUGGUUAUUUUUUUGAGAAAAAGCUCUGUUCUUCAUCUUCUUUAGAGGACAAAUGGCUUCUUCUCUUCAUCUCUUUCUUCCAUUACUUCUCCUCUUUUCAUCUUCAUUCUCACUUCUCCCUCUCUGUAAUGCCCAGAAACGCCAUUCCCAUCGUCCUCAUUUUGCUAGUCAUAACUACAGAGAAGCUCUAACCAAAUCCAUCAUCUUCUUUGAUGGUCAAAGAUCAGGAAAGCUCCCUUCUAACCAGAGAAUCUCUUGGAGAAGAGACUCCGGUCUUUCAGAUGGAGCUUCCUCCAAUGUAGAUUUGGUCGGAGGUUACUACGACGCCGGAGACAAUGUAAAGUUUGGAUUUCCAAUGGCUUUCACUACCACAAUGCUUUCAUGGAGUGUCAUUGAAUUUGGAGGUUUAAUGAAAAGUGAACUUCAAAAUGCAAAAGAAGCCAUUCGAUGGGCAACUGAUUAUCUUCUUAAAGCGACUUCUCAUCCAAACACCAUUUAUGUUCAGGUGGGUGAUGCUAAUAAGGAUCAUGCUUGUUGGGAAAGACCAGAAGAUAUGGAUACUCCAAGAAGUGUUUUCAAAAUAGACAAGAACAAUCCCGGAUCCGACGUGGCAGGGGAGACCGCCGCCGCACUCGCCGCCGCUUCUUUGGUGUUCAGGAAAUCUGAUCCUAAAUACUCAAAUCUUCUACUGAGAAGGGCUAUGAGGGUGUUUACAUUUGCUGAUAAGUAUAGAGGUCCAUACAGUAAUGGAUUGAAAAAAUAUGUUUGCCCUUUUUAUUGUUCUUACUCUGGUUACCAGGAUGAACUGUUGUGGGGAGCUGCUUGGUUACAUAGAGCUACCAAGAACCCUACUUAUUUAAACUACAUUCAAACAAACGGUCUAACGUUGGGAGCUGAUGAAGGUGACAAUGUUUUCGGUUGGGAUAAUAAACAUGCUGGAGCCAGGAUUCUAAUCUCAAAGUCAUUUCUUGUCCAGAGAGUUCAAUCUUUACAUGAUUACAAAGAUCAUGCAGAUAAUUUCAUCUGUUCCAUCAUUCCCGGAGCUUCAUUUUCACAAUCCAAGUAUACCCCAGGAGGGCUUCUGUUCAAGAUGAAUGACAGUAACAUGCAAUAUGUAACAUCAACAUCUUUCCUUUUACUAACAUACGCCAAAUACUUAACCAUCUCUAAAAAAGCCGUUAACUGCGGCGGAACCCUAGUCGGACCGAGGCGGCUGCGUGCCAUUGCCAAGAAACAAGUGGAUUAUUUAUUAGGGGAUAAUCCAUUGAAGAUGUCGUACAUGGUAGGGUAUGGUCCUAGAUACCCAUUAAGGAUUCAUCAUAGGGGAUCAUCUUUGCCGUCGAUUGCAUCUCAUCCGGCAAAGAUUCAAUGUUCGGCUGGGUUUAGUGUGAUGCAUUCGCAGUCGGCGAACCCUAAUAUUUUGAUGGGUGCAGUGGUGGGUGGACCGGAUUUGCAUGACCGGUUCCCGGAUUUGAGGUGGGAUUAUGAACAAUCUGAACCGGCUACUUAUAUUAAUGCACCUCUUGUGGGUGCAUUGUCUUAUUUAGCUCACUCUUUUGGACAGCUCUAAUGUUGUUUGUGUGUGUGUGUUUGUUAGUAUGUCAGUGUGUGAGAGAGAAAAAGAAAACAAUGAGAGAGAGAGAGAGAGAUGAUUAUGGUAAGAUAUUUAUGUAUUGUAAGUUUUAAGUAUUGUUUAAUAUGGUACUUAAGAAUUUAUGUUUAC
Impatiens glandulifera is the source of this 1756-nucleotide messenger RNA. Its product is annotated as endoglucanase 17-like. The record is from RefSeq and is a predicted model, not a curated record. Gene Ontology annotation, molecular function: hydrolase activity, hydrolyzing O-glycosyl compounds. Bases 86 to 1603 code for a protein of 505 amino acids. The transcript is spliced from 8 exons. Gene Ontology annotation, biological process: carbohydrate metabolic process. NCBI's taxonomy places the organism in Eukaryota, Viridiplantae, Streptophyta, Magnoliopsida, Ericales, Balsaminaceae.